UAAAUUAUAUUUUUUUGCAAUGUGAUUGUGGAAGGCAUUGGUCUCGUCUAAAAUUUUUGAUACAUUGGAGAAGUAUUUUAAUCCCACAUCAUAGUAUUAUUUCGUAAUUAAAUAAUAAAUUUCAAUUCUAAUAUAUGAACUUGGUUAUACACUGUCGAAUGGAGUUUUAGAUACCUAAACUAUUACUUGCCAAGAUGUCGGUGAUACUCCUCUACGAUUUUGACAAGGAGAAAAUGUAUGUAUCGUCAUAAAAGCUUUUGUGUAAUUUGUACGAGCUUACAAUAUUGUUUGAAUGUGUACACAACAUAGGUAGUUACAAAUAUGAAUCAGUUAGUCGAAGAGAAUGUUGAGAACAGUAAGCGCAGUCAAAUGAACACUAAUGUGAAAAACAAAAGCAAAAAGGCCAAAGAUCCUUCUCAAACGGACGAACUGUGUAAAUCGAAACAGGAACAGUUUAGUGAAACGUUAGCUAAUACUCUUCACAUUAAUAAUAUCAAUACUAACCUAACAAAUGGGACUAGUGACUACUCUAACGGCAGCCUCGACAUAACGAGUGACAAAUCAGAUGUACAAUGUGAUCCGUUCAACGAACUGGGGAGUGAUGUAAAUUGUGUACAGUGUAAUGACACAGCAAAUAAUCAGCAGAGCAAACACACAUCCACUGCCCCAAUGGACAGAUUUAUAUUUGACAAAGCAUUAGAAAACCUUGAGAAAUGCUUGAGCAGCCAGCAGCUAUCGCCUGACGACGAAUUCCAAAUUAUAUCUUAUGAAUCUGAAUUACAAAUGCCAGAAAUUAUGAGACUUAUUCAAAAAGAUUUGUCAGAACCUUACUCUAUCUAUACAUAUAGAUAUUUUAUACAUAAUUGGCCUAAGCUUUGUUUUUUGGCAACAUACGAAGGCAAAUGUAUUGGUGCCAUUGUGUGCAAGUUGGAUGUGCAUCGUAAUGUUGUGAAAAGAGGUUACAUUGCAAUGUUAGCGGUAGAUGAGAAAUACAGGAAGAGAAAGAUUGGUUCUCGGCUGGUCAGAAAAGCAAUACAGGCAAUGAUUAAUGAUAAUGCAGAUGAAGUUGUCUUAGAAACGGAAAUUACAAACAAAUCAGCACUAAGGCUUUAUGAAAAUUUGGGCUUUGUGAGAGACAAACGCUUAUUUCGUUACUACCUUAAUGGUGUAGAUGCGUUACGAUUGAAGUUGUGGCUAAGGUGAAAAAAGUAGUUAACAUUAAAGAGAAAAUUUUCAAUGUUGUGUUAUUCUUCUGCAGACAUCACAGUCCUAGCAGGCAUAUAAUGUAAAGCAAACUACUGUUGUUAUUAUGGUGUAAUCUUGUAUUGCCAUUUGAGGAUUUAGCCAAAUGUAUAGUUUGUUUCAUUUAUUUUAUAGUCAUGUGAUACAUUUUUAUUGUAAUUUAUGUGUUGAAAAUUGUUUUAAUGAAAAUAUUUUUCCUCUCAAUUAUUUUAUAUCUUGACUAUAAGGUUUAUAAAUGGAUAACUUCCUAACUAAAAAUACACAACUUUGAAGAAU
Manduca sexta (tobacco hornworm) is the source of this 1518-nucleotide messenger RNA. Its product is annotated as N-alpha-acetyltransferase 30. Gene Ontology annotation, cellular component: NatC complex. The record is from RefSeq and is a predicted model, not a curated record. The transcript is spliced from 2 exons. Gene Ontology annotation, molecular function: protein-N-terminal amino-acid acetyltransferase activity. Gene Ontology annotation, biological process: N-terminal peptidyl-methionine acetylation. NCBI's taxonomy places the organism in Eukaryota, Metazoa, Arthropoda, Insecta, Lepidoptera, Sphingidae. The coding region runs from base 322 to 1203 and encodes 293 amino acids.